Molecule: messenger RNA, 909 nt
Organism: Lutzomyia longipalpis
Lineage: Eukaryota; Metazoa; Arthropoda; Insecta; Diptera; Psychodidae
Product: ninjurin-2-like
Exons: 3
Coding region: 217-738 (173 amino acids)
Biological process (GO): tissue regeneration; cell adhesion
Cellular component (GO): membrane
Source: RefSeq, a predicted model, not a curated record
AUACAUAUUGCUCGCUGCUCUGUGAAAAUACUUGAGGAGUGACAACAAUAAAAUGCCAUGAGCGACUUCACGCAGUGCUCUUCAUGAUAAAAUAAUUGUGAACACUCCAAGUGCACGGCAGUCUGUGAAGUUCAGUGGAGCAUUCGGUGCUGCGUAGGAAUUUAUUGUAUUAAAUUUUGCUCUUUUCCAUUUGAUGCUGGUGUAUUGUUGGUGCUCAUGCCAAAAUUGCGAGGAUACGAUAACCCCGUGGCCACAGGCGCUGGGGAUGAGGGGUCAGCAGCCACCCAGGGUCGGGUGAAAUCUGACGCCGAAAAUAGCGCUGAUCGUGAUACGGGAGAUCAUAUUCCGACACUGCGGCGUCUCUUCAAUGCCAACAGGUAUGCCACGAAGAAAACCCUUGCUCAGGGUAUUCUGGAUUUGGCUCUUUUGGCUUCCAAUGCGGCCCAGCUGAAGUAUCUCCUGCGUAUUGGGGACACCCACGAGUUCUAUACACUUCUGCUGGUCCUCAUUGUGUCAUCAAUCUGCCUCCAGGUAAUUCAGGCUGUGGUAUGCGUUGUGUUGGCUAUGGUGCUGAAUAUCAACAAUGUGAAUGAGCAGAAAGCUGCGGACAUCUGCAACAAUAUCUGUGUGGCCAUCAUCAUUGUCACAGUGGCCAUAAACGUGAUAAUUAGUGCUUUCGACCUGAAAGGAGAUGAUGGCAUAAGUCUAAGGUAUUACCACCAGGAUAUCCAACAUUAGAACUCUCCCUGCCAAAAGAAAGAGCUCCCUGGUGAAAGCUUCUAGCACCUCCAUAUGGCUUUCUGCCGAAUUUGCCUUCGCCGAGCUGCAUCAUUGCGGAUUUACAGAGCCCAUGGGGCAUAAAGUAUUUAAUUAUGUUCAUUAACUUUUAAAUAUACAAUUAUAAUUUUA